GCUUGAGUCAGAUCUGCCAGAGCAAGCAGGCGCGUUGGAAGCGUUGGUGGUUGAAGCCCUACAGCUCCUCGAAUCAGGCUCCUCCACAGCACGAGGCAUUUUGGAGGGCAUCACAGCAUUGGGCCUUGCCUGUGUGGCAAGUGCAGAUGAGGUUGGUCUCAGCCUGGCUGUGGCCGAGACCCUGGCCGAUGCUCUCUGUGCCACGGCACAGCUCUUCGCAGCCGAGGACGAGGAGUCCUCGCCGAAGGACCGGACGAUUGACCGGCUGAAAUUCAAGCACAGACAUGCAACAGCCAGGUUUUUGGAGCCACUUGCAUCGGCGAUGGAUGGCUUGGUGCUGGACAUUUCGCAAAGCCUGGCGCGAGCAGAGGCACAGAUGCAUCAAGCAGGAGACCCUGAAGCACUGGAAAUGCUUGGUCUUCAUCAGACGCCAAACGAGACCACAGAUUCACGGCGGCUUUACAAGGCCUUGACAUCUGUGUGCAUGUGGCUUCUGGCUGUUGCUGUGCGUGGCAUGGGCUACAACCACUUUUCCGCUGAUGUCCUUUGGGACUUUGCAGGGGAGGAUGCUUACUCCGCUGUUGUCUUUGCAAAAGGUGCUCUAUGUUUUGAGCAAGCAGAUUCUUCCUAUGUGGAUGAUCUUCCCGAACUGCGCGACGCGAUCCUUGGCGCCUUGCUUGGGCUCUGUUCGCAUCACGUGGCCUUCAGGGAUUGCAUAGACCCUGAAGCGAACAUUGACAUCGAAAUUCGCAACGAGCAGUUAGCGCUGCAUCAGGCACUUGUGGCAGCAGCUGCUGCGCGACAACAGCUGAUGCCCUGUCUCUUGGCAUUCCCUUGGCGCACAGGUCUGAUGGGCGACAAGCGCUUACCUGAACUCGUGAGAUUCUUGCGGGAGACGCUGGAUUCUGGAUCUUUCCCUCGAUGGAGCCCGUUCUUGCAGUCCUUAGGGGAGGAAGUGGACGAAUGGCGCCGCGAAGUGCGACUCUUCGCCACGGAGCUCUGGUCGUUGAUGGACUUGGCACCGCCCAAACGGAGCGUCUUGAGAGACCUUGCUGUCUUGGCUCGGGUGGCAGCGCCGACAGAGGUGGUGUGCUCUGCCUUGUUGCAGCACGGUUUGGCGGCAGCCAGUGGCGAUGCAGUUGCUGUUGCUUCUCUGGUUGCGUUGGCAGAUGCUGCUGGCUUGCAGCCUGGAGGUGAUGUGCUCAGUGCCGUGCUGGCCCAUUUGGAGGACUCACAACGUCAGCGAGUCGCUGAGAUGCUGCGGUCGACAGCACCGAAGGCUGAGGCAUGGGCUCAGCUAUUGGAGGAAGCUCCACAAGCGACACCAGCCGAGCCGCUGCGGCAGGACUUGAGGGCCUUGCUCGCUGACGCACCAGCGCCGUUCUGUUGCCAAUUGGAUGGGCGACUGUUACUUGAUCCAAUUUGGGAUAUUUGGGCUCCAGACCUGGCAGCUCGUGGAUCCCGUGUGCACGGCUACGGGCCAUGGACCUUGCGAGCGCUCUGUGCUUGCCAAAGUGCUCGCAGAGCAAGGGUGCUGCCCUUUCACUGGAAUGCCCUUGACAUUAUCGGAGUGCCAGCGAGAUGCCGAGCUUCGCAAAGACAUCCGAAGCUGGCUGCGCUGCCGAAAAAAGUGCUGCUGCGCACAGCUGUGCUCGAACACGUUGCACACGUUGCGUUGCACACGUUGCGUUGCACACGUUGCAGAGCAGACGUUUCACAUCUUCACUUCGCAGAUGUUUGUGGUCGUUGGAACACUGAGGAGUUGGCUGAAGAUGCUUGCCGCAGAAAUGGAGUGCUAUUUGUGCGGGGUAUGGAGAGGACGGCCUUGCAGAAGUAUGUCAUUGUGCUUGCCUUCCUAGAGCUCGGUUUUGAUGUCUUCUGGUUUGAUUUCGAUUCUGUGUGGCUGAAGAAUCCGCUGCCGGCCUUGCAACAAGCCAUGGCUGCAGAGGCGGCCGCAGCAUCGGCAGCACAGCGGCCCGAAGCAAUGGUCUUCUCAGCCAUUGACUUCGAUUCCAAGAACUGCGCCAUGAACGCUUUCUUCCUGCUUCGGCAGUCUCAGGGGCCCGCAAAAGCGUGGCUUUUGAGCCUCCUGGACUGGAUAUACAAGCGGCCUUUUGUGCAUGAUCAGCUGGCCUUUACCUUAUUUCUGGGUGUUGUCCCACUAGUGGACGAGGAGCCAGUGCCUGCACCGCCCCAGUGGGCACCGUUGGAUCGCAAUCUCUUCAGCAACGCCUUGCGCUUCCAGGGUCUCGGCUUCUCCUCAGAGGUGGAUGACUUGGUGCUCUUCCACUUCUUCGAUGGUUGGAACUCCAAUUCACCGGAGGGUGUUGAACAAUGGGCAACUCCGAUCUACAGAGGCAUGAACCUCUUUGACCAUCUUUACGCUAGCAACGAUGCUGCAAGGCAAGCCAUCGCCAAGUCCAAGCUGCCAGAGCCAAAGAUGCUGAGAGACUGUGCCGUGAGGGACGAUUUCGGAAACGGCAUCACAGUGUUCAGCCAGCUCAUUGAGGUUCCAACUUUUUAGAGGUCCUGAGGCGGCACGACUCGGCACGACUUGGCGACAAAAACU
Cladocopium goreaui is the source of this 2569-nucleotide messenger RNA. NCBI's taxonomy places the organism in Eukaryota, Dinophyceae, Suessiales, Symbiodiniaceae. The record is from the annotation of a GenBank genome assembly.